AUGGAGAAGUCAAGUAGUGAGGAUUCCUCCAUUCACCGGAGUCCAUCUUUGGAUAGCAAGGAUUCUGACUUCGCGAAGCCUUCUACCUCAGGCAGGCAGUUUGGACGAGGCUUCACUGCCGGAGCGUUCUACGGUACUGCUGGAUCACGCAAGCAGACUCGCAACGCAGCUGGAACCGGGACUGGUGCCGGGACUGGUGUAAAAAGUGACAAGUGCAAUGCACCCAAAGGCAGCAAAUAUGUGGUCUUUUACCUGGAUCUAUCCUUUGUUUUCCUUCUAGAAUUUCAGAAGUGCAGCAUGGCAAGAGGCUGCUUGUGUUGUUUGAAAUACAUGAUGUUCCUUUUCAAUUUAAUAUUUUGGCUAUGUGGCUGCGGCCUCCUGGGCGUAGGAAUAUGGCUGUCGGUGUCGCAAGGAAACUUCGCAACAUUUUCUCCCAGCUUCCCAUCCUUGUCCGCAGCCAACCUGGUUAUCGCUCUUGGUGCUAUCGUCAUGGUGACCGGGUUCCUGGGAUGCUUGGGUGCUAUCAAGGAAAACAAGUGCCUCCUCCUCAGUUUCUUCAUUGUUUUGCUGAUCAUCCUCCUGGCUGAGCUGAUAUUGCUCAUUUUGUUCUUUGUUUAUAUGGACAAGGUAAAUGAAAAUGCAAAAGAGGAUUUGAAAGAAGGUCUCAAGCUUUAUAAUACAGACAAUAAUGUUGGGCUGAAGAAUGCUUGGAAUAUCAUUCAAGCAGAGAUGCACUGCUGUGGGGUUAUUAGUUAUACAGACUGGUAUGAAGUGCUUGGUGAAAACACUGUCCCUGACAGAUGCUGUAUGGAAAAUUCCCAAGACUGCGGUCGGAAUUCCACCAACACAAAUUUAGUCUGGAAAAUGGGGUGUUUUGAAAAAGUUAAGAUGUGGUUUGAUGAUAAUAAGCAUAUAUUUGGGACCGUUGGCAUGUGUAUCCUCAUAAUGCAGAUACUUGGCAUGGCCUUUUCCAUGAUUCUCUUCCAGCAGAUUCACAGAACUGGUAAAAAAUACGAUGCCUAAAACUCUUUGCCAUUAAAAAGAAUACGGUGAACAAGAGAAUCGAGCUUUGCCCUGUUUGGGGGCUCCAUCCCACCAAUCAAUCUACAGCAUGUGGCGGAUAAGAUUUGAGCACAACAUGUGACUGGAUUUACUUUCGUUUCUUUUCAUUCACCAUUUUUUGCCAAAGAAGAAGGGAGACUUAUCAGAAGCAAAUCAGUUUUCUACACUAAUUCAAAGGUCUGCAGUUAAAACUGUUCUUAAACACCCUUUAAGGAACAACCUUUACUGUACUAAUCUCUGUUAGACUUGUGAAGGUAACCUCGCCAAUGUGUGUUUAACUUCCUGAGAGAAUCCUCUUAAAAGUCUUCUAGUAGGUCAAUAAACUGCUUGUGCCCAACACCGUACCAUACUGGGAGACUCGGAAAAGCCACUCAGACAGAGAGCCCUCUCUGAACUGAUGCUGCUCGGAUGCAGAUCUUUUUGUACCUUCCUGUGUAUACUAGAAUUUAGUAGCCUGGUUUAUAACUUUUUACUGUUUUUUCCUCUUUUUCCUAUGCUAUUAUCAGAGUAACUCGGUGCAGUCUUCAAAGGAUGCUUUUUUAAAACUUUGCAAUUUAACUGCAUAAAGAAAAAAAAUGCAGCCUGUUUCCAAACAUCUGUAUCAGGGCCCCAUUGUCACGCUCAACUCGGAACUGAUGUAGUGAACCCAUGAUAGGCUGUGCACCUGAUGUGGCACCUAAGUCGGCUUAAGUUUACAUAUAACAACAUCACAUACCCACAUAGGUAUGCUCAUCAGAGAGCCAAGAUUAGCAGUGUGCUAUCAUAUAACAUAUGGAAGGGGAUUGCAUCUCAGCAAAAAAUUCAGGGUUGAAUCCACUGCAAAAUUUCCAUUCACGCUUGUGCAAAUAGAAACCUAAGAAAAGACUGCGCUCACGCUAGGUCAGAUUUAUUGUUUCCCCAUUUACGUUUCUCCUUGUGCAACCAAUUUCUGGGCACUAUAAUAUAUAGGAAGGAAAGCUGUAGAUGUUGCACAAGAUCUUGUCUGUUUAUAUUUCCUUUUACUCAUCACUGGAUCCAAGCCUAUGUCUUGGCAAGAUACUCCUCAGCUUUCCUGGACUAUUCCAUAUUUCUAGGUAUUUUUACAAUACAACGAUGACAAUUUAAUUUGUUAUUCUGCUAGUAUGCAUUAGCUACUAUUAGAUGAGGGCUUCCAUUAAAUUUCCUGCAAAACUAGAGCAGAGUAAGAGCUAGCCUACAGUAAGGAACAACAGGCAUUUUUGCUUUAUACUCCCAUUGUUAUUAGACCAAUAUUUGUCAGAAAGUGUGUACGGCCAUGACAGUGAGAGAAUUGCUGCUGCGCUUGUUAAAUAAUUGGAGGCUCCUUUCAACUCCUUCAGAGCAGGUUGUACGAGGGGGGUGUUGUUCUACAUUGUUUCUGCAUAGGGUAUGUUUGGAUCCUUCCGUCACUGCUGAGAUGCAGUGGAAUCACCUGCCCUGAGAUGCAGCUCGCCCUUUGUAGAUCUACUUGCAUCAUUGUUCAGAUCAAAUCCCCUUUCCAGUUAGAAGGCAUGGCCAGAAGCCUCUCAUUACUUUUAUACACUAUAAAAGUCGUGAAUGCAAGAGUGAAAUAUGUCUUCAAUUUUAAUUCGGGAAAGGUGUGCCUCUGCUGUUAGAAGUUGGUGAAAUACUGCACCAAACCAGUCUGAUUUUCUGUGCAGACUAUAGGUGCCCCCCUUUCUCCCAAGCCUUAGUGUCCAGAGCAGUAGGAGAAAGUUCCUUUCCUCUCUGUGCAGUCAAAAGUUGGAGGAUCUGAGCUUGCUCUAUGUAUAAGGUUGGCUGAGACCUUUUUCGUUACUUCCAAACCAAGUUCAAACUAUGCGUCUUCUAAAGGUUAGAGACAACCGAGGAGUUUUACUCGAUCUUGGUUUGGAAGCUUUGAUGUCCAGAUAGUUAGGCAAGAACCACUGGACAAAUCCUUGAAAAAUCUCAAGCAUCAUUCACUCCAGAUGAGCUUUGUAUCCUAGUGCCCAAUCAUGAGACAGGUAACUUCUACUUAAAACAUGACACGUUUCAUACAACUCCUACAAGCCAUACAUUUUUUUCCCUUUGCGCUAGGGAUUGUGGUGGUGGUAGAAAGUUCCAUCAAGUCAUAGCUGACUUAUGGGGUGCCAUCAGUUGCAAUAAGUAAUUGUGACAUGACUGCCACAUUUAGUCGUGUGUGAUCUCACAUUUGCUACCACAAACCAUUAACUUCCAAGCACAUCUAAGCGUGAAAUGAUGUUCAGCAUCAGUAAGAGCUUCUCUUUUGUAACGUGAACAUCUUUUGAGCAGACAUGCACACAUUCUAAAGAAGCUUCGGGCACAGGCUGCUCAGUCACCGGACUUGUAGCCCAAAGAAUGCCUCAUGCCUCUGUACAUAUUGUGGCUGACGUAAAGUUUAAACUUGGUGUUGUGAAAGUAAGGAGGAGCUUUCACAGUCAGCAAAAUGAAGGUCUUUUCUUGGACUGUAUCACUUCAGGCUACAGGUAGCAACUGGGUGGGUUGUAAGCUUGAAUGCUCCUCUAUUACACUGUCCUGCCUUUCCAAAGGAGAAAUAGUAUGUAAAGGAGGAUGCUCUGCUAAGCCCGUCAUUCUGCAACAGGAGAUACCCCCCCCGCCCCGCCAGAGACUUCAAAUAUGCAAAUCAGUAAUCUGAAAGUAGCACUGUCCUGUAAGUGGCCAGCCCAUGCUGUGAAUUAAGACUUCACACCAAUCCAUAAGAGGUUCCUGCUGGAUCUGAUGAGCAUGUCCAGCAUCGUGUCUCACGCAGUGGGCAGCAAAGGGCAUGGAGGCUGCGGUCUUGAUAAGAACAUAUGAAGAGCCCUGCUGGGUCUGACCGGUGCUCCAUCUCAUGCAGCAUCCUGUCUCACAGUGUGGCCAGGCUGUUGUACUGGAGCACCAACAAUGGCACGGAGGCUGAAGCCUUCCCCUGAUGUUGCCUCCUGGCACUGGGUUGACUGCCUCUGGCCGUGGAGGUUCUUUUUAGGCACCACGGCUGGUAGCCACUGAUAGACUUAUACUCUAUGAAUCUAGCUGAUUCUCUUUUAAAGCUGUCUAUGCCUGUGGUCAUUACUACUUUCCCCUAGCAGUAGAUUCCACAUCAUAGUUCCUUGAUGUGUAAAGAUUUCCUUUUGUCCAUUCUCAAUCUACAGCCCAUCUGCUUUAUUGGAUGCCUCAAGUUCUAGUAUUUUAGGAGAGGGAGAAAAAGUUCUCUCUGUCUACUCUCUCCACACUGUACAUAAUUUCAUAAACCUCUCUCAUGUCCUUCUGAGUCAUUUCUUUUCUAAACUGAAGAGUCCCAGACUCUUCAGCCUCCAAAUCCCUAACCAUCUUGGUUGCCCUCUUCUGUACCUUCUUCAGAUCUCCAAUGUCCUUUUGGAGACAGGGUGACUUGAGCUGCACACAGUAUUCCAAAUGAGGCCACACCACAGAUCUAUACAGGGGCAUUAUAAAAUUGGCCAUUUUAUUUUCAGUCCCUUUCCCAGUAAUCCCUGGCACGGAGUUCACCAUUUUCACCACUUCUGAAACCAAAUUGACAUUGUCAUUGAACUAUCCACUAUGACUCUAAAGUCUGCUUCCCUUUCAGUUUCAGCAAGUUCAGAUCUCAUCAGCAUAUACUUCAUUGAGGAUUUUUGUUCCACUUACCUCCACUGAACUUCAUUAGCCACAUCAUUGCCCACUCACCCAGUUUAGAUGGCUCUUCCUAUAGCUCUUCCCAAUCCACUUUGGUUGUCACCAUCCUGAAUAAUUUUGUGUCGUUGGCAAAGUUGGCCACUGCUCUGCAUGCUCCAAGAUCAUUUCUGAACAAAUUAAAUAGCAUCAGCCCUGAUACACUGACCCUUGUGGUGCCACGCUGGCCACUUCCAUCCAUUGUGAGAACUGUCCAUUUUUCCCUACUCUCUGCUUCCUGUCCUUUAACCAAUUUUGAUCCAUAAGAGGACCUGCCUGCCAACUCCAAAAGGCUGGUGAGGGAGAACUUCCCUUCACAGAAGCCACACUGAUUUUCUCAUCAGGCUUUGUCCCGCUGUAUGUUUAAUAAUUCUAUCCUUAAUCACAGUUACUGCUCAUUUACCUGGGGCAGACAUUAGGUUAACUGCCUGGUAAUUUCUUGGUUCCCUUCUGGACCAGUUUUGAAAAAUUGGUGUAAUAUUUGUUACUUUACAAUUCUCUGGCACAGAGGCUGAUUUUAAUGACAAAUUACAUAUAGUGGUUAGUAGAUCAGCUAUUUCACGUUUGAGUUAUUUAAGAACCCUUCGGUAUAUGCCAUCUGGGCUCAGAGACUUGCUGGUAUUUAAUUUCCAUUGAAAUGUCCCAGAAUGUCAUCUCUCAUCACUUCAACUUGGCUCAGUUCUUCAGGCUUAAAUAGUGGGUCUGGUGUAGGUAAAUGCCCCAAUCCUUUAUUCCUGUAUUAACUAAUUGCCCAACUGCUUCCCUAACCAAUUUCUUGCUCCUAAUAUAUUUUUAAAAUGUUUCUUUUUCCUUUUAGCAAUCCCCCUCUACUUUUUGCAUGCAUUAAUUGUUAACUUUUAUGGCUCCAUGACUUGGGCCAUUAACCAUGCAGGAGUCCUUUUAGACUUGGUGAAACCUUUCCUGACGAGGUAUGCAUUCUGUCUGGAUCUCAGGGUGGUUUUAAAUAGCUUCCAAGCAUCCUCUAGGGAUUUAACUCUCUGGUGUUCCCCUUUCAGCUUCCUUUUAAUUAUUCCCCUCAUUUUCGUAAAGUUACCUCUUUUGAUGUCAAAUGUGACUGUUUUGGACUUUAGAGGUAACUUUCCAUUGAUAAGAAUGCUGAACUUAAUGGCUUUGUGGUCACUGUUCCAGUUGGUGCAACCACAUCUAUAUCUCACACACUAGGUCUUGAGCCCCUCUCAAAACCAAGGCCAAGCUCACUGUCCCUUCGGUUGGUUCUCUGAACAACUAUUCCAUUGCACAGUCAUUGAUUGUGUUUAGGAACCUCAUCCCUACAGCAUGGCUAGAGUACAUAUUUACCUAAUCGAUGUGAGGGUAGUUGAAGUCAUCCAGUCUGGCAACAAUUUUCUGCUUUAGUCAUCUCCCUUACUUCCCUCUUCAUCUGGAGAUCAGCCUUAGGGGACACAUUUAAGGAACCCUUAGGGCCCAGUAUCUCCACCAGUAGUGAUUCUGAGGUAGAGGUGGGGAGUUUAUUCUAGUUGUGUGACUAGAUACACAAAACCACACCUCCCUGAACACAUUCCUUCCUGUCCUGUCUAUAGUGUUCAUGUCCAGGGAUAACAACAUCCCGUUGAUCUUCCCCAUUCUGCCAUAUUUCUGAGACACCCUCUAUACCUAAAUUGUCAUUUAGCCGUGACCACUCCAGCUCCCCCCUAUUGGCUUGGAGACUUCUAGCAUUGGUGUAGACAUCUAUAACGUGCUUGGACUGAGUUGUUCUGAGCCAGAGGCUCUCAAGCUCCCAUCCACUUUCCUCGAGCCUAGUUUAAAAGCUGCUCUGCCAUCUUUUUGAUAUUAAGCACCAGCAGCCUGUUUCUCUUUCUGUGCUCAGCCUCUUUUGUAUUGGAUCGUCAUGUCACGGAAAGUUGCACAGUGCCUAACAAAUCAAAAUCCUUCCUCCCAGCACUACUUUCUCAUCCACACACUGAGACCCCUGCUCUGUACCUGCCUAGCUUAGCUGGUCCAGUGUGUAGAAUAGGUAGUAAUUCUGAGAAUGUGACAUUUGAGAUCCUGGCCUUUAAACUGCCCAGUAACCUGGUUUUGUCCUCCAGGAGCACAUGGUUUCCCCAACGUUGCCCCCUAGCACUGGCAUUCAGAGGUUUGCUGCCUCUGAACGUGGAGGUUCCCUUUCAUUGCUAUGCCUAAUAGCUUCUAAUGGUGCUAUUCCUCCAUGAAUCUGUCUAAUCCCUUUUAUAGCCAACCAACAGCAGUGAAUUUCACAACUUAAGUACUCGUUUAGUAAAAAAAUAUUCUAUAAUCUGCCUUGAAUCUAUAAGCAUCAACUUCACUGGGUUCUUCUAUUUUGGGGUGGGAGAAAAAAAUUCUGUGUCCACUGACUUAACAUCUAGACAGUGGGACUGACAUGCACACAAGUGUGGGAGACGAGGGCUAUUAGUAUAAAAUUCAUUCGGUAAAAUUCAUUCGGUACUACUUCAGAUAGGGAGCGCACCAUCUUGUUAGUAAAAUAGUUGCCGGCUUGUAUGAACAGCAGUUUCCUUGCUGACGACUAUAAUUAUUCCAAACGUUGGCCUCUAAAAAAGUAUGAGGGAUGGUUAGAGGAGAGGUCUGUGGCAGGUCACUGGAGCCACACCAGUGGCUUUGAGACUCUGUUCAAACUCAUCUGGAUCUUUGUACACAGAAGUCCUAGUCUACGUUCAGUUUGUUCAACAUUUCCUUUAAAGAAUACCAUAUCUUUUUGCUGACAUUCCUGUAUGCAAACUUAAAUAUAUACCUCUCUCGGUUGAUUGCUGCUCCUCUCGAUACAAGGCCUCUGUUGAUAUCACUUGAGCAGGGGCUUUGCGUUAUGCUGCUUCACAACAAGAAGAUACAAAUGGAAAUGAAAACUGAGCAAUUUAUGUGGAUUCGAUGUAUUGUCGAAUGUGGAUUCGUUUAGGACUGCUUUGCUUACAAGCAGAACUUGCUCUAGCGAACUAAGCCUCGUCCUCUUUCCUGCUGGGAAUUUCCAAAAUUCAGUCUAGAAUCUCAAGAGAAUGUUGGUAACCCCUCAUGGGUUUGGUGAAUGACCAGAAAUACAGACAGAUGCCAGAAAAUACUGGCAGUCCCCUAAUGAUCACUAUCAACGUUCACUCGUAUAAUUUCCUCAUCUCUGACAUUCAGCAGCUGUGAACCAGAUUAUCAACAUACUCCUGUGAUUGUUGAUAAUUCGGAGUCAUAGCCACAUCCAGACGCAGACCCUUAGGGUAUCAUGCUGGUCUGAUCAGAAGUCCCGUGGAGCAUCCAGAGAUACCCAACCACAAAAGCAAACACCACCUCACUGGUGUGGCUCCAGAUUGAGGAUUUCUUUGAUACUCGUUUUAUAUUUUGUUUCAUAUAUUCAUUUUGUCUCCUAUGUAAUUAAUGCCAUUCAGUUUUGCUCUUUCAUGCGUUCAUUGUUUAAUAUUGUAUUCAAUUCUGUUUUUUUUUAAAUUGGUUUGUUUCCUAUCAAGUUAGUGUAGAAUUCUCAGAUUGUAUUCAUUACGAAAAGGAUCCUCCCUGCCAAAUUCCAGAUCUACCUGGAAUGUUCCCGAUUAAUUUGGAACAAACAUUCUGUCUUGCACAUGGAAAUGGCACAAUACUGACAGGCAUCGACAACGUCCUCCUUUCCUCGUGUGGGUGUUGCAGGAGAUCUAGACUGGGCUACUCAGCACCUGACUUCACAGCACUCCGUUUACUUCCCUAUUUCCUUUCAAGCCAGCUCAGUCUAUCAAAGUUGGCCUGGGAAAAGAUUGCAACUGAGCCUACUGAAGUCAGGGGCAGGAAGGGGCAGAGUUUAGUUACUCUCACCUACAUGGGCACUCUAUUUUUGUUUAAAAACCCACUCACCUCCAGUCCCUGCUUUCUUUGCAUAUGAAUUUAUGUAUAUGAGCCCUCUGCCAUUUGGGCCUAAAAAGGUGGCCCGUCCUCACCCCCAUCUCACUGCUACACCUGACUUCCCAAUGCUGCUUUGAAAUAAAAUUAAGCGUAGUGCUUUUCAUAAGACCGUUCUUCACAUCUCUUGCAUCUCUUAUGUUUGGCACCACCUGGGAAGGGGGACUGUUUGCUUCUACUGACCCAACCCAUCAUUGUUCUGUAGCAGCCAGGCUGCCAGUAUUCCAGAUGGUACAAAACCACAUGUUUUGUCCAGUCAGUCUGGGGGGGGGAGGUACAGCUUGGUCUUCUGCCCCCCUCCACUCUCCCUCCAGUAUCUUUCUCCCAGGGAGUACAAGCGAUGUUUGCCACUCUCCCUGCAGGCAUGUUGCCUUUCAUGAUGCGGAUGUAGCAUCUGCCUGCACUCCAGUCUUUAGCAUUUGCCUUCAAAACAACAAACAAAAUGUUUGUCCCUGGCUUAAAGGCAGAAGGGCACACUACCAGAACAGAUAAUGGACAGAGAAUAGCACACAAACGGAAACAUUUCCUGCUUUUAGAAAGAUAGAUAGAGAAGCAAGGUAACAUUACAAUGAUUGGCAGAAAUUGGGAAUGCUAUGCAAACUGUUUCUAUGGGGAUGAGCCUUGUUGGUGGGGACAUCUGUUGACACUUUUGGUUGGAUAAAGUAACUGACAUUUGCAUGACACUGUUUCCUGCUUCCUCUUGCUGAUGUGGAACUGAAAAUGGUGAUUGCACAGGUGCCAUAAAUAGCAAUGGACAUACCUGUGUCAUGGCUCAGAAUAUUACUAUUUACUUUAACCAGCACAUGAUAUCAAAUAAGUCCUUCUUCCCUUUAAUGAUAUUGGGAAAUACAUAAAUUGGGACCACUCAUACUACAAGUUCUGUCUGAUUUUUACUGGAAUUUCUGGAUAGACAGGAUUUUUAGCCUCAGUCGUAUUAUCUGCUCUGUGUAUGAGAGUGUUCACAUUUUCAAAGGUGGGGGGAGGUUAAAAGAUUUUUUAACUUUAUUUUUAAAUCUUAUGACACAUUGUCUACUUCCUUAUCUUCUCAUUUUAGUAAUUUUCUUCCUCCAAAUCAAGUUAAACAAAAUACUCUCAUUCUUUCUAGACUCACGUAAAAUGCUUGUAUUACUUAAAAAGCCAUUAAAAAGGAUUGCAUUACUUUUCUUCUUGAAUAAAGAAAGCACUCAAGAGCUAAAGCCUCAUGUUACUAUCAGUGUCAGAAAUGACGAUCCAUGUCGGUUACCGAGGACUAAAUUAAGCA
This is a messenger RNA of Eublepharis macularius, 9853 nucleotides long. RefSeq names its product tetraspanin 9 (gene TSPAN9). Lineage: Eukaryota; Metazoa; Chordata; Lepidosauria; Squamata; Eublepharidae. The transcript is spliced from 7 exons. Gene Ontology annotation, cellular component: membrane. The coding region runs from base 1 to 1023 and encodes 340 amino acids. The record is from RefSeq and is a predicted model, not a curated record.